Procambarus clarkii (red swamp crayfish) is the source of this 1161-nucleotide messenger RNA. Lineage: Eukaryota; Metazoa; Arthropoda; Malacostraca; Decapoda; Cambaridae. The record is from RefSeq and is a predicted model, not a curated record.
AUGGGUGAGGCUGGAGGUGGCACGGUGGAAGACGGAAAGAUGGGUGAAGCUGCUUAUGGUGGCACGGUGGGCGGCGGGAAAAUGGGUGAGGCUGGUGGUGGUAGUGGCGAGGUGGGCGGCAGGGAGAUGGGUGAGGCUGGUAGUGGCACGGUGGAAGACGGGGAGAUGGGUGACGCUGGUGGUGGCACAGUGGGCGUCGGGGAGAUGGGUGAGGCUGGUGGUGGCACAGUGGGCGGCGGGGAGAUGGGCGACACUGGUGGUGGCACAGUGGGCAGCGGGGAGAUGGGUCAGGCUUGUAGUGGCACGGUGGCCAGCGGGGAGAUGGGUGAGACUGUAGGUGGUGGCACGGUGGAAGACGAAGAGAUGGUAGAAGCUGGUGGUGGUGGCACGGUGGGCGGCGAAGAGAUGGGUGAGGCUGGUGGUGGUGGCACGCUGGCCGGCGAAGAGAUGGGUGAGGCUGGUGGUGGUGGUGGCUCCGUGGGCGACGGGCAGAGGGGUGAGGCUGGUGGUGGCAUGGUGGGCGGUGGCGAGAUGGGUGAGCCUGGUUGUGGUGGCACGGUGGGAGGCGGGAAGAUGGAUAAGGCUGGUGGUGGCACUGUUAGCGAUGGGCAGAUGGGUGAGGCUGGUGGUGGCACGGUUGAUGGCAGGGAGAUGGGUGAGGCUGGUGAUGGUGGCACAGUGGGCGGCGGGCAGAUGGCUCUUAGUCUGUCCCUUGUUCAAGCUCUUAGUCUGUCCCUUGUUCAAGCUCUUAGUCUGACCCUUGUUCAAGCUCUUAGUCUGUCCCUUGUUCAAGCUCUUAGUCUGACCCUUGUUCAAGCUCUUAGACUGUCCCUUGUUCAAGCUCUUAGUCUGUCCCUUGUUCAAGCUCUUAGUCUGUCCCUUGUUCAAGCUCUUAGACUGUCCCUUGUUCAAGCUCUACGUCUGUCCCUUGUUUUAGCUCUUAGUCUGUCCCUUGUUUUAGCUCUUUGUCUCUCCCUUGUUCAAGCUCUUAGACUGUCCCUUGUUCAAGCUCUUAGUCUGUCCCUUGUUUUAGCUCUUAGUCUGUCCCUUGUUUUAGCUCUUAGUCUCUCCCUUGUUCAAGCUCUUAGUCUCUCCCUUGUUCAAGCUCUUAGUCUGUCCCUUGUUCAAGCUCUUAGACUGUCCUCGUAUUACAGCUCUUAG